This is a messenger RNA of Prunus armeniaca (apricot), 279 nucleotides long. NCBI's taxonomy places the organism in Eukaryota, Viridiplantae, Streptophyta, Magnoliopsida, Rosales, Rosaceae. The record is from the annotation of a GenBank genome assembly.
AUGGCUUCCCUCUGCAGAUCAGCUCUAAUGGCCGGCUCGAGAUCCAUGGCUCGCUCAAGAACCCUCAGCCAGAGCUCCCUAAACUCCCUAAACCCUGCAGCCAUGUCGUCUCCAUUUGCUUCGGCCACCAGAACCAUCCCUUGCGCUACAAGGUUUGUUUCGGUAUUGGGAAGCAUGGAGUCAAUGAUGCCACUUCACAGUGCCAUUGCUUCUGCUCGGCUCAAAUCCAACAUUGCCGUCGAUUCCACCUGCUGGAGCUGCCUUUCUCAAGUUGAGUAA